Messenger RNA from Colletotrichum chrysophilum, 1533 nucleotides. RefSeq lists its product as uncharacterized. Gene Ontology annotation, molecular function: protein binding. The record is from RefSeq and is a predicted model, not a curated record. Gene Ontology annotation, cellular component: SCF ubiquitin ligase complex. Bases 1 to 1533 code for a protein of 510 amino acids. NCBI's taxonomy places the organism in Eukaryota, Fungi, Ascomycota, Sordariomycetes, Glomerellales, Glomerellaceae. Gene Ontology annotation, biological process: SCF-dependent proteasomal ubiquitin-dependent protein catabolic process. The transcript has 2 exons.
AUGGAAGACAACCCGCCAAAGCUCGACUCCGAGCUGGAGUCUUUCCGUCAACAAUGGAAGACGGAGCUUCAGUCCAAGAAGUCGGUUCCAGAGCCGCGCGGAUCUCACUCAAAGAAAGCCGUGCCCUCAUCGUCCAAGGCGAUUGUAGCCCCUGAAAGUUCUAGAACCGCAACAAACAAGAAGUCCCAGAUUGAAGAGGACGAGGAAUAUGCCCGUGCAUUGACAAUCGAUGAGCCGGCACCUCCGCCGUCUUCAGGGAGGACUUUGGAUCAGCCGGAACCACCAAAGGCGAAGGAGCUGGUCUCGGCCUUGGAUCACUUUGAAGAGGCGGUGGAGAAGGAGGCAAUUGGUAAUUUGGGCGAUAGCUUGAAGCUCUACCGAAAGGCUUUCCGGAUGGACAACCGUGUGGAUUUGGCCUACAGGAAAAAGCAUUUCCCUGCAGCUGUGGGGAAGCCUGUGCAGACAGCAACGUCAGCCACGCCGGCCGCCACCUCAAGUGCGGCCGAUAAGUCAGCAGAGACGCAGCAGCAGACUAUGAGUGAGCUCAUCGCGAGAUUCUCAGGUCUCUCUGUGGCAGCAGCUCCUCCUCCAGUGGAGGGAGACCCGGCGCCUCCUUGCCCCAUCGCCGAACUACCCGAGGAAAUUCUAGUCCACAUUUUCAAGGACCUGGCUGUUCUUGAUGUUGGCGAUUACGUGCGUCUGUCUCUCGUUUGCAAGCGUUUCGCCUACAUUGUCGCCACGGAGCAGUCCAUCUGGCGUCGCAUCGCAAUGGGCACCGAGUUCGGUUUUGCUGGAAUGCAUUACCACUGGCAGAAGGGCAUCUCGUGGGAGCCCCUGGGCACGGCGGAGGAAAUUGAAGACACAGACUUUGUCAGCAUGGAGGAGCUCAACCAACAUCGUGAGGAAGAGAAGGAAGCAACAACUCUUGUCCUCUUACCGGAGCUGUAUUCCUCGUCGUGGCUGAAGCUUUGGCGGCACCGACCUCGCAUUCGCUUCAACGGGUGCUACAUCUCCACGGUGAACUACAUCCGCGCUGGCGGAGCCAACGCGAACCAGAUCACCUGGAACAGUCCUGUUCACAUCGUCACAUAUUACCGCUACCUACGCUUCUUCCGCGACGGUACGGUCAUAAGCCUACUCACCACCGCCGAGCCGGGCGACGUCGUGCACUACAUGACCAAAAGCCACCUGGAGCAGCACGUCGGUGGCAACGCAGCUCAUCUCCCUUCUAUCCUUAUGCAGGACGCCCUGAAGGGACGCUGGCGGUUGUCGUCAGCUUUAGACCAUUCUGAUGCACCUCUGGGUGAGACAGAAGGCGACCUCUUCGUCGAGACGGAGGGAGUCGCGCCCAAGUACAUGUACAAGAUGGAUAUGUCGACGCGAAACGCUGGUAAGGGGGCGCGGAACACGAAGCUCGUUUGGAAGGGCUUCUAUAGCUAUAACAAGCUAACGGAUGACUGGGGCGAGUUCGCCCUGAAGAACGAUAAGCCCUUUUAUUUCAGCAGGGUUAAGAGCUACGGCGCUGGGCAGUGA